GCACGGCGGCGGAUUACUAUGGCAACUGCAUGAGCGGCCUCGUGUGCGCCCCCCCGGCGAACGCCGCGAUAGGCACCUCCAACGUCUGCGCCAACAUCUGCGGCAGGUUCGACGGGAGCGGAGAUCACGUCACCGGCCCGUGCAACCGGAUGCAGUCUUGCAGCUGCAAGGCGCAGGUGCCGUGCAGCCCCUGGCAGCAGGGGGCCGCCGGAUGCUACAUGUACUGCUGCUGAGCGAGGGGGGGGCCCGCGGGUGGACUUGGCAGAGGCCCCUCGAUACCCGUACCACGAGAGCGAACCAGCAGCACCUUGUGGCGCGUUUUGCGAAGCAAAGGCUUCGACGUCGGGCUCUCUGGGCCUGCGUGCGUGCGGGCACUCCGGGGACAGAGCACGCCCCGCGGCGGUGCAGGCGGGGUGGCGGCGGCUCCUCCGUGGCCACCUCUGCCCACUGUCGAAUGCCUCGGCCCGACGGAUGAGGCGCUCUGCGAUGGCAGAGAG
Molecule: messenger RNA, 497 nt
Organism: Prorocentrum cordatum
Lineage: Eukaryota; Dinophyceae; Prorocentrales; Prorocentraceae
Source: the annotation of a GenBank genome assembly